AUGGGCAUCCUUGCGGCCCUCUUCAGUAGUCUCUCGUCGUUGCUCCUCAAAUUCGUCGUUCUUUACUUCCUCGGCAAUGUUGUCUACCAACUAUUUCUCUCCCCGCUUCGCCACAUCCCGGGCCCGUGGUACGCGGCCAUCUCUGAGGCUUGGUUGACCUCGCACGUCUUCCGCCUACGGCAAUGCCGCGCGGUGCAGUCGCUCUUUGAAGUCUACGGCCCCAUCGUGCGCAUUGCACCAAAUAAGGUCGCUUACCGGGACGCAACCUCGAACAAGCGCAUCUACAACAAUAGCAAGUUCUCGAAGGGCAUAUUCUACAAGUCUCUUUUGACAAACGACAAUGACCAUGCAAUGUCAAUCCUCCCACAUGCCCAGCAUGCCGUCCGCAGGAAGUCCUUUGCACCCCACUACACGCCGUCCAACGUGGCCCUCUUCCAGCCGGAGAUGCGUGACUAUACUCUGGAAGUCGUCGAAAUACUCGAGCAGACUGGUGGCAAGGAGGCUGUAGAUGUCCUCCAUCUCUUCCGCGAGAUGCUCGUCGAUAUCAUCUGUGAAGCGUCGUUCAACUACAAAGUCGGCGCGCUCAAAGCACGGACCCGUGACGGUCAUCAACAUUACCUGGUUCGCGCGAUCGACGAUUUCCCGAAAGUCGGCGUCUUGCGCGGUCUUGUACCUGUGUGGGCAUGGGAAUACGUUUGCAACAUUCCCAACGACCGCUGGAAGGCGUUCUGCGACGCGGACAAGAUGAUCGCGAAGUUCAUUGGUGACCGUGUGCACGAAAAGCGCGCUGAGAUGAAGGACGGCAAGCUCGACGAGAUGGAGAGGAAACCACUGGUUCAACGCCUGCUCGAGUACCGUCUGCCUAGCGGAGAGCUGAUGCCGGAGAAGGACGUUGUCUCCGAGCACGAGGGUCACUUCAUCGCUGGGGUCGACACCACUUCUACCACGCUAUCUUUCGCGCUCUGGGAACUCAGCCGCCGCCCUGACGUUGCAAGGAAACUGCACGCUGAGCUCGAUGGUGCCAUGCCUGACCGGAAGACUAUCCCCGACAUCACCGUCCUUGAGAAGCUGCCAUACUUCAACGCCGUCAUCAAGGAGACCUUGCGUAUCUACGGUCCUGGCCCUUCGCUUCUUGAGCGUGUCGUCCCGGAAGCGGAGCCUUCGUUCGAGGUUCUUGGCUGCCACAUUCCUCCUGGCACGACCAUCGCCACUCAGUCUUGGUCGGUGCACCGCGACGCCUCAGUCUUCCCGUCCCCCGAGACCUAUCUUCCGGACCGCUGGCUGGACGCGGACGAGGAACAGCUCGCGGAGAUGACAGCACACUGGAUGCCUUUCGGCUCUGGCAUUCGCAUCUGCGGUGGUAUGGCCUUCGCUCUGCAAGACAUCCGCAUCGGCCUUGCGACGUUCGCGAGGAAUUUCGAUGUCACUGCGCCUCUGGAUGAGACGAACGACCGGACUAUGGAAGUUCGCGAUGCGUUUGUGUCGUUCCCGGCCGCGAUGCGCUGCAAGCUCAAGUUCCAUACACGCGCUCAGUAG
This is a messenger RNA of Peniophora sp. CBMAI 1063, 1536 nucleotides long. The record is from the annotation of a GenBank genome assembly. NCBI's taxonomy places the organism in Eukaryota, Fungi, Basidiomycota, Agaricomycetes, Russulales, Peniophoraceae.